UCAGGAAAAAGCUUUUCGGGCCAUAGCGCCCACUGAAACUAUGUUGCCAUAAUAGGCAUCGUAGGGCUGUACAGCAUAGUCGGGUGUAGGUAGGCCAUAGGGAUCAAUAGCUUUAGCUCAUCGUAUAUAUCAAACCAUUGACGAGGAUACAAACACAUUACUAUAAUAGUACGACUAAUCUCACAUAGCGGUGAUACUCAUCCGCGCACUGUAACAAUGCCGAAGGUACGAGACUUGGUCCAGACUUCAUUUUAUAUGGUUACGGACAGAGGUGACACUCCAAGCCAUCAGCUAUACACAGUAGACGAUGUAUCGGGUAUCAGGGCAAUAGUCCUCGACGCUCGUUCUCCAAUGUGGGCCCGUACACUCCCGAUCCACCCAGCUCGUAAGACCAACUCGGUACCUGCGCGCAGGGCUCGUCGAGUUCUGCAUCCCCGGGCACUUGGACGGCGGGCUCGACUGCUUGCCGAGCUCCCGCUUAUCGGGCUGGCACUUGCUGGGGUCGUGCUUGUCAAGCUCAUCGUGGUCGCAUGCGACGUACACAUUCUGGUCGUGUUUGCCCUGUUGGGAUUUGUCCCCAUCGUGUUCGCUCCCGUCACACUCACAUAUCAGUCUACAUCGCACUCACCUGUGUCGCACCCACCGGCGUCGUGCUCGUUGUCGGCGGGCUCCAGGUCCGUCCUUGCUGCAUGUCGUCGUAAGCGUGUUGCUCGUGUUCAUCCCGCACACGCUCUUCGCGCUUGUCCUCGUCGGGCCACGGUCCGUCAGGCGUGUGUAUGGAGUCCAUCGACACGUCGGGUGCUUCUGAGUACGCGCAUCACGAGACAAGUGAUUAUGUUCGUCGGUAGGCAUAUCGAAUGAAACAAUGAACGUACAAGGUACACAGCCAUCAGUCGUGAAUGAACCGAGCACGCUAGACGUCCAGCAAUGCGCGUCCGACGUCGCCGCGUGUAGCAGCGGGUACGACGUAGAAGUCGUCCCGAGUGACGGAGGGGUUGUC
Messenger RNA from Fomitopsis serialis, 1000 nucleotides. RefSeq lists its product as uncharacterized. Lineage: Eukaryota; Fungi; Basidiomycota; Agaricomycetes; Polyporales; Fomitopsidaceae. The transcript has 2 exons. The coding region runs from base 217 to 861 and encodes 214 amino acids. The record is from RefSeq and is a predicted model, not a curated record.